This is a messenger RNA of Triticum aestivum (bread wheat), 924 nucleotides long. Its product is annotated as transcription factor JUNGBRUNNEN 1-like. Gene Ontology annotation, biological process: regulation of DNA-templated transcription. The coding region runs from base 1 to 924 and encodes 307 amino acids. Gene Ontology annotation, molecular function: DNA binding. The record is from RefSeq and is a predicted model, not a curated record. NCBI's taxonomy places the organism in Eukaryota, Viridiplantae, Streptophyta, Magnoliopsida, Poales, Poaceae. The transcript has 3 exons.
AUGGAGAUGGAGAAGUUGAUCAGCGAAGAGAAGGUGGUGCUUGGCGGCGCUGGAGACGAGGAGGAAGAGGACGACGUGGUACUGCCGGGAUACCGGUUCCACCCCACCGACGAGGAACUCGUCACCUUCUACCUCCGGCGGAAGGUGGCUGGGAAGCCGCUCAGCAUCGAAGUCAUCCGGGAGAUGGACAUCUACAAACACGACCCAUGGGAUCUCCCCAGCAAGUUCCUUCUUCAUUCUGCCACGGGCAUCGACCGGCCGAUCUACUCUGCCGCCAGCGGCGGCUCGGGCUCGGGCUCGGGCGUAUUGAUUGGGCUGAAGAAAUCUCUCGUCUACUACCUUGGCAAAUUCGGUAAAUGCACCAAGACCGACUGGAUGAUGCACGAGUUCCGCCUCCUGCCGUCCGCCCCCGCGGCCACCAACGCCUCCCCGAGCAUGCAGGAAGCGGAGGUGUGGACCAUCUGUCGGAUCUUCAGGAGGACCAUCACCUACCGGAAGCAGCAGACGUGGAGGACGGCGCCCACGCCAUCCGCUGCCGACCAGAGCUCCAACACGGGGAGCUUCGAGUCCUCGGAGGUCGGCCACGAGUACAUGAACUACCUGCAGGCUCCGGCACCCAUCGCCCCGUGCAUCCCCCCGCAGCAGCACCAGCAGUACGUCAGCCAGAUGGACGCAGUAAACAGCAACAACUUCUUCUACGAGGACACCAUGCACAACCAGCAGUUCCAGGGGCAAUGGAAUGCGGCACCCGCCGCGCCGGAGCCAGAGGAGAAGCCACAGAAUACACCGUCGACGGCCGUCUCCUUCCACCAGACUGACCAUAGCCACGCCGUCGCAGAGAACGAUUUUUACGAGGUCGAGGGGUAUUUGGAGGAGAUCGCGAGGAUGAUGGAGGUCACCGAUACGGCAGGGUUUUACGACUGA